AUGCAGAUAGACGGAAAGUUCCCAGAGCAGAGCGCUCCACCCCGGGACCGCGCCUUACAGGAGGGGGGUGGAGCGGGGGAGGGUGAGACAACCACCUCACACUCACAGGUGCGAGAGGAGGGGCCGCCGGGGCAGAACAACGCCACGCCGCGUUUGCGCCACAGACACAACAGAAACCCGCACCGCUUCUACACGAGUUUUAGGAUUUGUCGUCAUAUACAACAUGAUGCCUACAUCAUCAACAGCAGUCUGCCUUAA
Knipowitschia caucasica is the source of this 258-nucleotide messenger RNA. Lineage: Eukaryota; Metazoa; Chordata; Actinopteri; Gobiiformes; Gobiidae. The record is from the annotation of a GenBank genome assembly.